AUGACUCUGAGCGAACUCCAAUGCGGUGUGUGUAAAGAGCUAAAGCCCAAUCCUCGAGAAGCACAGUGUUGUCACAAACUCUUUUGCCGCGAUUGUAUCAAAAGUCUCCGAAAUGCCGAACGCUGUCCAGCCUGCGGAGCAAACGCUAGCUUCCGCGACAAUGUUUUUGCAACGAGAAUGAUCAAUAGCAAGCUCACUACGAUCGGUCGCCGUGCGUCUACUGACUCCAAAUCUGAUAUGGAUAUCUUUGGCGCUUUUCCCAUCACCAUAUUGACCCUGACUGGCAAGAAAAUGUUUGUCGUUGUCGAGAAAAGUGACACGGUCAAUAUUCUCAAGCUUAAGAUUGAACAAAAAGAUGGUACCCCUCCGGAAUAUCAGCGUUUGAUUUUCCUGGGUAAGCAACUGGAGAAUCAUCUGACCAUCUCAAACUAUAAAAUCGAGAGCGGCGUGACUGUGCAUAUGGUAGAGCGUUCUAAGAGUGGCUAA
Molecule: messenger RNA, 486 nt
Organism: Paraglomus occultum
Lineage: Eukaryota; Fungi; Glomeromycota; Glomeromycetes; Paraglomerales; Paraglomeraceae
Source: the annotation of a GenBank genome assembly